AUGUUUUUAAUAUUACAGGAAAUCUUGAGUGAUGGGAAUGAGGAUGUAGAACAAGAACCAGAUGAAGACACUUCACAUAAGAAGGUGCACAGAAAGAAAACUAAGAAGAAAGGUGGUCGUCCCACACAGGAAUUCAAAGAUUUCGGCGAGGUUUUGCGAGAGAAACGACAUGCUACUCUUCCAUAUCACCUCAUUGGUGGAAAUCUCCUAAAAUCAUGUGAGUUUAUUGCAAAGAUGACCGUUGGGAAGUACCGUUCGAAAAGCGAACUUACUUCUUAUAGAGUCGGUGGAGUAGUUGUUUCAAUUGGGUCCGUUCGUUUAGCUUCUCUUCCUCGUAUUAUAGACGACCAAAACGUACUUCACGUCGACAUUUUUGUUACGCAAGCUGUCUUCAAGUCAGUUUUUCGUCCGACCAUCGAUACUUUCGAUACUUUUUGUUGUUGUGGUGUCACUGGAAGAAACUACUUUCCGAAGCUUCACAUCAGCAACUUUAUUUGCAGACCGAUUGUUGGUCACAUAUACGAGGCUCGUGUUACUCAUAUUGCUGAAGAUUUUAUAUCGGCUCUUAUACUUGAAGCGAUUUCCAUCAACACUCCACUGGAUGGCAAAAUUGGUGCAAAAUUGAAAGGUAAGCAAUGUUUGGAAUUACGAUGA
This is a messenger RNA of Angiostrongylus costaricensis, 654 nucleotides long. The record is from the annotation of a GenBank genome assembly. NCBI's taxonomy places the organism in Eukaryota, Metazoa, Nematoda, Chromadorea, Rhabditida, Metastrongylidae.